Molecule: messenger RNA, 2559 nt
Organism: Zasmidium cellare ATCC 36951
Lineage: Eukaryota; Fungi; Ascomycota; Dothideomycetes; Mycosphaerellales; Mycosphaerellaceae
Exons: 6
Coding region: 1-2559 (852 amino acids)
Biological process (GO): arachidonate metabolic process
Cellular component (GO): membrane
Source: RefSeq, a predicted model, not a curated record
AUGUCGCUGCUUGCUGACUCAAAUGUCGGCGAGCAUGUUGCGAGGUACCCCCAGCUAGUCUCCUUCAUUGGCGACACGAAUGCUGGAAAGAGCACAAUCAUCAAAAUCCUGAUUCGUCGCCAGCAGCUGCAUAACAGUAAAACUACAGAAGGCGAGUUUCCAUCGCCUAUAUCUGGCUCAGAUGCACAUGAGAAGACUCCUACAACCGGUGAUGUUCACCUAUAUGCCGAUCCCGGCACAGCACGUACUCAAUUCCCCCUCUUGUUCGCUGACUGCGAGGGCCUCGAAGGCGGCACUGGCGAGCCUUCAGCAAUACAAUUCCGCAGAAACGCAGCUGCAAGGGCUGAGUCUGCUGCUAGACUCGUGAGGAGACCUCGGGCGAUAUGGAUGCGUCACCCUCGACCUAUUGAAUGGGCCACGAGUGAGGACAAACGGAGUCGAGAUUUCGUUGUCAAGGAACUGUAUCCGCGGUUGCUGUACACCUUCUCUGAUGUCACAGUCUUCGUUCUGAAAAACCCGAAGACUUUCCAAUCGGUCCUGAAGAAGCUGAUCCGCUGGGGUGUGGCUUCUCUCGAGAAGUCGCUCAAUGUUCCACGUUUGCCGCAUGCGAUCGUGGUGCUAAACAUGAGCAAUGUCGAAGUAGAUGAGUGGAACCCUGAAAUUGCUACUGAAGCAUUCCUCAACUCCAUUGGCGCUCGAAGCGGGCUAGGAGAUGACCACGAGUUCAAGACGUUGGCCGCCAACUGGAAGCGAGGGACUGACGAUGAGAUCACUAACACGUAUGCCCUCUUGCACAAGUACUACUCAUCGUUCACGGUCGUAAGAGUUCCAUCUGGAGCAGGGCGUUUCACUUUGCUAGAGCAGCAAGCGGGAGUUCUUCAACGAGUCAUCGAGGAUAAAUGUGCGGAGUCCUUCAUCGUCAAGAAUCGAUAUCACAUGCCUGUCACGUCCGAUGGAGUGACUCGAUAUCUGCAAGCUGGCUUCGAUCAUUUUGCGAAGACGCUUGACAUACCGUUCGACUUCAUCAAGGCGGAGCUGAAGAACAAUCCUUUGCCAGAGGAUUUCGCGGACCAUAUCUGGGCGUUGCUGUUAAUGAUUCUCCAACUGCCAGCACUCCAACCCGAGCAGAUUAUGGACACCCUCGGGAAGUAUGUGGCAUCAUGUAUACAGCUUGAUGCCAUGCAACGUGAUGAGGGGCCGGUCGCUGAUCUCUUUCGUGGAUAUGUUCCUUCACUAGAGGCAGUUUUGACAGAGUUCCGGGACAAACACUGGCCGUGUUCAUUCAAAGAUGCAAAAGGACAAGCGUGUAAGAACAGUUGCAGUGGUCACAUCGCCAAAGGCCAUCAGAAUGAAGCUGGAAAGCCUAUCGGUCUUGGAACCCAUGAGACAAAUGUCGACUUCUAUUAUUACAAGCAGAAAUGGCUGGCGGCCAUCGAAAACCGCGUCAUGACCAUAGACAAGGCCGUCCAGAUCCCUGACGAGACGUCAAGGCACGGGCUGAGGGCAAAGUUUCGCUCUCACAUACUCCGAGAUUUCAUGACGAAGUCUUUCGAUAACUUCCGUAUCAUGGGGGCCCGAGAACGCUUCGUAAGCCACACGACUUGCAUUGCCUGUUUGCAAACGAUACCGGAGCACGUCCUACCCUGUGGCCAUGUCGUCUGUACAGACUGUGUCAACAUCCACGGCAAAUCCCUCAGCGACUGCGUAACGUUGAUCGAGCAGUGCCCUCUGCACGACACAGACAGAUUUGUCGAACCGUGGCGCAUCAGUACCAAGCCUCGCCACGCUGGAGUAAGAGUGCUUAGUCUAGACGGUGGCGGUGUGAGAGGUAUCAUUGAGCUCGAAGUGCUCAAAGCAAUUCAAGACGAGCUGGGAGGCUCCCUGUCAAUACAGGCAUUCUUAGACCUCAUCGUAGGCACUAGCACAGGUGGGAUCAUCGCACUCGCGCUUGGCACCAAACAAUGGUCGUUGGCCCGGUGCACCGAUGACUUCCUGAGCCUGUGCAAUGACGCUUUCACGAAGCGGGACCCAGAGUCUAUCCCCAAAUGGAUGACCUUGUUCGCCAGACAGAGCAUUUAUAAGACGAAGCCACUUUAUGGAGCACUACGAAAGAGCCUUGGUGAUGAUUUGAUGUUUGGCGGCACGCAUGAGCAGCAAGCCCAGUUCCCCUUGAAGGUAGCGGUCACCACACAUUCAGAUAUAGGCAAAGGGCCCGCCAUCAUCACCAACUACAGCCGCCCGGACAACAGCAACGAUGAAUACGACUUGAUUCGUUCCUCGCACCCAGAACAAGAGAUGAAAGUAUGGGAGGCUGCAGCUGCAACCUCCGCAGCACCUAAGUACUUCAAAACCUUCAUUCAUGAGGCCACUGAUCGAUCGUUCGUGGACGGUGCGCUUUACUGGAACAAUCCAGCGGUUUUGGCAGAGUCCGAGCGACAGCUGUUGUGGCCGGACAAAGCAGCAGUGGAACCUGACAUUCUGCUCUCUAUUGGAACUGGACAGCACACCGCGCAUAUCAAUGAGCAAAUUGCAGCCCAGGACAGUGGAAACACGCCGUGA